AUGGGCGAGCAACUCGGGUACCCGUAUACAAAGCCACGAGGCCCUAUUGGGGCUAUGUAUACAAGCCCAGGUCCGGUGUAUAUGCUGCCCGGCCUUACUGGUGAAAGUGGACACGAUAUUCGAAGCACACACGAAAAGGCUCCAGGAUAUUCAUUUGGGAAGGUCCUGCAGACAAUCGACCACGUAAACAGCCCUGGACCCGCCGCAUAUGCCCAAAAUUCGAAGCUUGCGAACACUGGUGACACAACUGGGCCGAAAUACACUAUGGCACCAAGGACUGAACCUCUAGACAGUAACAUUGGUCCAGGUCCAGCUAAAUACUACCCAUCUGUGAAGCAGGUAUUCCCCCGACAACCCGAAUACAACAUGGGACUGAAGCUCAACGACGUAAUGAAGAAUAACAAUCCGGCUCCGAAUGCUUAUUCGAUGCCGACACCCGAUAUCUUCAUUAGAGAAAAAAUUGAAUCCUUUUUGUUCUAUAAAUGCUUGACACAGAAUCCUGGUCCGGCUGACUAUACUGUUGGCUCUCCCGACUUGAUUAUGGAUGCUGCCCCGAAGUACUCGAUGGGUGCUCAUCUUACUGGAAUCAAACCCCAUGUUACUCCUGGGCCUGAUGCCUACAGAUCAGAGGACGUAAGUACCACUCAUUCACCAGGUGCUGCCGUAGUUUCAUAUUGA
Dibothriocephalus latus is the source of this 678-nucleotide messenger RNA. The record is from the annotation of a GenBank genome assembly. NCBI's taxonomy places the organism in Eukaryota, Metazoa, Platyhelminthes, Cestoda, Diphyllobothriidea, Diphyllobothriidae.